UCCUACCUACUAGUCUAAAAUCUAGGUUAUAUUAUAAUUUUAUAACUGCUUUUAUUGAAGAAAAGCAGAAAUUAUAAAUCGGUAUUUUAUUAAUGGCAGGAAAUUUCUGGCAAAGUUCUCACUAUCAACAAUGGCUUUUGGAUAAACAGGACUUGAUAAGGGAACGACAACAUGAUCUAGCAAUUUUACCGGAGGAUGAAUAUCAAAAGAUUUUUAUAUUUUUCUCUAGUGUUAUACAAACGUUAGGAGAGCAACUGAAACUUAGGCAACAAGUGAUAGCGACUGCCACGGUAUAUUUUAAAAGGUUCUAUGCUAGAAAUUCUUUAAAAUGCAUAGACCCAUUACUGUUAGCACCAACAUGCCUAUUUCUAGCAUCGAAAGUGGAAGAAUUUGGAGUUAUAUCAAAUUCCAGGUUAAUAACCACCUGCCAGACUGUCAUAAAAAAUAAAUUUGGAUACGCCUAUACUCAAGAAUUUCCUUACCGGACUAAUCACAUAUUGGAAUGUGAAUUUUACCUCUUAGAGAACCUCGACUGCUGUUUAAUCGUAUACCAGCCUUAUAGACCCCUCUUACAACUAGUCCAAGACAUAGGUCACGAAGAGCAAUUGUUAACGUUGGCAUGGAGGAUUGUCAACGAUUCCUUGCGGACCGACGUUUCCUUGCUGUAUCCUCCGUAUCAAAUCGCCAUAGGAUGUUUACAAAUAGCUUGCGUAAUUUUGCAAAAGGACCACAAGGCGUGGUUCGCCGAAUUGAAUGUAGAUAUUGAAAAAAUCCAAGAGAUAGCUAGGUACAUUAUUAACUUAUUUGAAUUGUGGAAGACGUACGACGAGAAGAAGGAAAUCCAGGCGUUGCUUGCUAAAAUGCCUAAACCAAAGCCUGCUCCUCAAAGAUAGAGUUUUUAUGAAAACUAGAAAUUCGAGUAUUAUAAAUUACGCUUAAAAAUAAUAGAUCGUGAACUGAUGUAACUAUCUACUUGUACUUGUGCUUGAACCGAUGAGGUUAAGAUAUUUAAGUUUCACUCUGAACUUGUGUAGUUUCGGAUAUAUAUUGUACUAUUGCGAUCUUAAACUGAAGAAAUAGGGCCUUACUAUGUAUUAUGAUAAUUCUGUUUAUUUUGGGAGAUCUUCGGGUUACUGUGGACUAUUUAUUCAAAAUAUACUCUUGAUUAAAGGUAGACGUGUAUUUAUUACAAAAAAAAAAAGUGGAAAAAGCCGUAAACCUGCUACUUCAGGACAGUAUCGUCAAGUUAUCUUUUAUUUCGAAUUAAAACGUUAGUAGAUAUAUAUUUUAUUUUUUGCCAGGACACUAAUAAUGUUUAUUUCAUCUUGAAAGACAUUCUCGCUACAUAUCUGAUAUUAUAAAGAUUACAUCACAUUAAUUUAGAAAUAGCAAUUUUAUAUUUCUGAUCUGGGUAGUUUAAUUUUCAUUUUAUAAAACUAUCGGUGCAAUAAAGAUUCUAUAAAACAAA
Molecule: messenger RNA, 1468 nt
Organism: Anoplophora glabripennis (Asian longhorned beetle)
Lineage: Eukaryota; Metazoa; Arthropoda; Insecta; Coleoptera; Cerambycidae
Product: cyclin-C
Exons: 4
Coding region: 93-893 (266 amino acids)
Biological process (GO): positive regulation of transcription by RNA polymerase II
Cellular component (GO): mediator complex; nucleus
Molecular function (GO): cyclin-dependent protein serine/threonine kinase regulator activity
Source: RefSeq, a predicted model, not a curated record